GCAUUAAUCCAGUCUAGCCCCCUUCUCUCUCUCCUCCCCGUUCACUCCCCUACCCUUGGCUGGCAGACCGACUGACGCACCACUGUGUACCAGGCCCUGUUGUUGGAACCCACCCAGCCAUAGCCCUGACUGGGGUGGUCUAGCUCACUCCUUUUCUCUCUAUUGCUCGAAGCGGAUACUCCCUGCAUGGAUACACUGAGGGAGGCUGUUAGCUGAUAUUAACGGAAGGAAAAAUAUCAAGGAGGAACCCGCUGCGGUUGUUGAAUUCGAGGUGGUUUGGUGUCAGGUGUCUACCUGGUGACAAGCCCCUCCCCUCCUGACUGAACUCCUCUAUAAACACGUUGCCCUCCACUGACAGGAAGCAUGGCGGGGGCUUCAGUGAAAGUGGCAGUCCGGGUCCGUCCCUUCAACUCUCGAGAGAUCGGGAAGGAGAGCAAGUGCAUCAUCCAGAUGACAGGGAACACCACAACAAUCCUAAACCCCAAACAGCCGAAGGAGAACAAGAGCUUCAACUUCGACUACUCCUACUGGUCACAUACCACGCCGGACGACAUCAACUAUCAUUCACAGAAGCAGGUGUACAAAGACAUUGGAGAGGAGAUGUUGCUGCAUGCCUUUGAGGGCUACAACGUGUGUAUCUUUGCAUAUGGCCAGACUGGAUCUGGGAAGAGCUACACCAUGAUGGGCAAGCAGGACCAGAAGGACCAGCAAGGCAUUAUCCCUCUGCUGUGUGAGGACCUCUUCACCAAGAUCAGUGACAGCAAUACCGACAACAGCUUGUCCUACUCCGUAGAGGUGAGCUACAUGGAGAUCUACUGUGAGCGUGUGCGUGACCUGCUAAACCCGAAGAACAAAGGGAACCUGCGUGUGAGAGAGCACCCCCUGAUGGGGCCCUACGUGGAGGAUCUGUCGAAACUGGCCGUCACCUCCUACAACGACAUCCAGGACCUGAUGGAGUCUGGCAACAAGGCCAGGACGGUGGCAGCCACCAACAUGAACGAGACCAGCAGCCGCUCUCACGCUGUCUUCAACAUCAUCUUCACUCAGAAGAAACACGACAUGGAUUCAGAGAACACGUCUGAGAAGGUGAGCAAGAUCAGCCUGGUGGAUCUGGCUGGGAGUGAGAGAGCUGACUCUACAGGAGCCAAAGGAACCAGGCUGAAGGAAGGAGCAAAUAUCAACAAAUCUCUAACCACACUGGGAAAAGUCAUCUCUGCUUUAGCUGAAGUGGACUCCGCACCAAAUAAGAACAAGAAGAAGAAGAAGGUGGAGAGCCAUAUCCCAUACAGAGACUCAGUGCUGACCUGGCUACUGAGAGAGAACCUGGGAGGUAACUCUCGUACCGCCAUGGUGGCAGCCCUCAGCCCUGCUGAUAUCAACUAUGACGAGACCCUGAGCACCCUCAGGUAUGCAGACCGCGCUAAGCAGAUCCGCUGUAACGCUGUUAUCAACGAGGACCCCAACAACCGUCUGGUGCGUGAGUUGAAGGAGGAGGUGUGUCGCCUCAAGGACCUCCUCUUUGCUCAGGGUCUGGGAGAUAUCAUAGACAACUUGUGUGAUUACAACAACUUUGUCAAUAAACGCCAGGCUGUCAAUCAAAUGGGUGAUCUAUCCACAGUGACCAAUGCCAUGACUGGGAUGAGCCCCUCCCCCUCACUCUCUGCUCUGUCCAGCCGCGCGGGCUCCAUGGCAAACCUGCACGACCGCAUCUUCAGCCCCGCCUCCGAGGAGGCCAUAGAGAGACUCAAGGAAACAGAGAAAAUCAUUGCAGAGCUCAAUGAAACUUGGGAGGAGAAGCUGCGCCGUACUGAAGAUAUCCGGAUGCAGAGGGAAGCCCUACUGGCUGAGAUGGGUGUGGCCAUGAGAGAAGAUGGAGGCACCGUGGGCGUGUUCUCCCCCAAGAAGACCCCUCACCUGGUGAACCUAAACGAGGACCCGUUGAUGUCUGAGUGCUUACUCUACUACAUCAAAGAUGGGACCACCAAGGUGGGUCGUGAGGACGCCAGAAGUCGCCAGGACAUCGUGCUCAGCGGCCAUUUUAUCCAGGACGAGCACUGCACCUUCAGCAGCACCACAGGCCCCGGGGGAGAAGGGAACGUCUUCCUGGAGCCCUGCGAGGGGGCGGAGAUCUAUGUCAACGGGAAACUGGUGACCAUGCCUACUCUGCUUCGCUCAGGGAACCGCAUUAUCAUGGGGAAGAGCCAUGUGUUCCGCUUCAAUGACCCGGAGCAGGCGCGGCAGGAGCGGGAGAGGACGCCCUUCGCUGAGACCCCCGUGGAGCCCGUGGACUGGGCCUUUGCCCAGAGAGAGCUGCUGGAGAAACAGGGCAUCGACAUGAAGCAGGAGAUGGAGUCUAGGCUUCAAGAGUUAGAAGAUCAGUACCGCAGAGAAAGAGAGGAGGCCAGUAACCUUCUGGAACAACAGAGACUGGACUAUGAGAGUAAACUGGAGGCCCUGCAGAAACAGGUGGACAGAAACUCCCGUUGCCUGGAGCCCCCAGAGGAAGAGGAGGAGCCUGAGGAGGAAGUUUUUCCCGUAGUUCCAUGGACCAAGUGUGAGACGGAGCUUGCACUGUGGGCAUUCCGUAAGUGGCGUUUCUACCAGUUUACCUCCCUCAGGGACCUGCUGUGGGGAAACGCCAUCUUCCUCAAGGAAGCCAACGCCAUCAGUGUGGAGCUCAAGAAGAAGGUCCAGUUCCAGUUUGUGCUGCUGACCGACACUCUGUACUCCCCACUGCCCCCGGACCUGCUGCCCCCCAGCGUGACCAAGGAGAGGGAGAGACAGCCCUUCCCCCGCACCAUCGUAGCAGUGGACAUUCAGGACCAGAAGAACGGGGCCACACACUACUGGACCCUGGAGAAACUCAGGCAGAGGCUGGACCUGAUGAGGGAGAUGUACGACCGUGCGGCGGAGGUGCCUAGCAGCACUGUGGAGGACUGUGACCAGGCCCUGACCGGGGGAGACCCCUUCUAUGACCGCUUCCCAUGGUUCCGUCUGGUGGGCAGGGCCUUUGUGUACCUGAGUAACCUGCUGUACCCCGUGCCCCUGGUGCACCGUGUGGCCAUCGUCAGUGAGAAGGGAGAGGUGAAGGGCUUCCUCAGGGUGGCAGUGCAGGCCAUCUCAGCUGAUGAAGAAGCCCCUGACUACGGCUCUGGUGUCAGACAGUCAGGAACUGCCAAGAUCUCCUUUGAGGACCAACAGUUUGAGAAGGUAGAAUCAUUCCAGACAGAGUCGUGUUCUGGCAGCAUGUCUCACUCUAACACCUCCCAAGAGGAGCUCCGCUUUGUUGAGGGGGAGGGACAGACCUCUGACAUAGGAGCUGACCCUGACGAGGUCAACAACAACACCUGUGCUGACUUGUCCCCCGUCACAGCCACUCCGGAGGCCCCUCAGAGCCCGUUGAAGGGGGUUCUGGGUCUGGAACUACCCCUGGAGCUGAACCAGGAGAAGGCCCUGUCCCACCUCCGCAUCGGAUCCACUUUCACCUUCAGGGUCACCGUGCUGCAAGCCUCCAGCAUCUCUGCCGAAUAUGCCGAUAUCUUCUGCCAGUUCAACUUCAUCCACCGACAUGACGAGGCUUUCUCCACUGAGCCACUGAAGAACACAGGCAGGGGACCUCCUCUGGGAUUCUACCAUGUACAAAAUAUCACGGUAGAGGUCACCAAGUCGUUUGUGGAGUACAUCAAGACCCAGCCCAUCGUCUUCGAGGUGUUUGGUCACUACCAGAAACAGCCGUUCCCACCUCUCUGCAAAGACCUCAUCAGUUCGCACUUUUUUUACAGUCCCCUUCGACCUUCUAGGAGGCAAUUCCCGAGGGUCAUGCCCUUGUCUAAACCAGUGCCGGCCACCAAGCUAAACACCUUGACCCGCUCCAUGGCAGGCCCAUGUCACUCCAAAUAUGACCUCAUGGCCUUCUUUGAGAUCUGUGAGCUGGAGGCCAAUGGAGACUAUAUCCCUUCAGUGGUGGACCACAGAGGUGGCAUGCCUUGCCAUGGAACCUUCCUCCUUCACCAGGGCAUCCAGAGGAGGAUCACAGUUACCAUAGCACACGAGACAGGAAAUGACGUAGAGUGGAAGGAGGUCAAGGAGCUGGUGGUGGGGCGUAUCCGGAAUACUCCGGAGGCUGACGAGACCAUCAUUGACCCAAACAUCCUCUCCCUCAACAUCUUGUCUGCAGGCUACGUCUGGCCCUCGUAUGACGACAAUGUUUCCCUGGGAGUUGACCAUAGGACGUUUUACCGGUUUGAGGCAGCAUGGGACAGCUCCAUGCACAACUCCCUCCUUCUGAAUCGAGUCACUCCCUAUGGAGAGAAGAUCUACAUCACCCUCUCAGCCUACCUAGAGAUGGAGAACUGCACCCAGCCGACGGUGAUCACCAAAGACUUCUGUAUGGUGUUCUACUCCCGUGACGCCAAGCUCCCUGCCUCUCGCUCCAUUAGAAACCUUUUCAGCACCGGCUGCCUAAGGCCCUCAGAGAGUAACCGUGUCACUGGAGUGUAUGAAGUCAGUCUCUGCCAUGUCGCUGAUGCCGGAAGUCCAGGCAUGCAGCGGCGGCGCAGGCGCGUCUUGGACACCUCAGUGGCGUACGUCCGUGGAGAGGAGAACCUGGCUGGGUGGAGGCCCCGUAGCGACAGCCUCAUCCUGGACCACCAGUGGGAGCUGGAGAAACUCAGCCUGCUGCAGGAGGUAGAGAAGACCAGGCACUACCUGCUGCUGCGGGAGAAACUAGAGGCCACCCUGGCCGCGGGGCAGGACGCGCUCUGCAAGAGUGGCGACAUCAGCGACUUUGCUAAGAGCCCCAUCCUCAGCUACAGCCCCGGGGGCAGUCCCGCCCUGGAAAGCCCCAGCCAGAGGCAAAGGGAGCUGGCUGCCAAGUGUCUGCGGUUGCUCAUGCACACCUUCAACAGGGAGUACAGCCAGGUGAGCAGCAGUGCCAGUGAGAGCAAGCUGUCUGAGAUGUCAGCGUCGCUGAUGUCACCGUCCUCUUCUGGUCUGAGCACGCUAACGCCGUCCUCUACUUGCCCCUCAUUGGUGGAGGGACAUUAUGACAUCAGACACAUUGAGCCCAGCUCUGGAGCUUCAACCCCAGACCUGGACCCCUUCAGCCCUGUAGAUAGGAAGAGGAUCCCGGGUAGAGGCUGCACUUUCGUCCCUGACAUCCAGGAGAUCCGCGUCAGCCCCAUCGUGUCGAAGAAAGGCUACCUGCACUUCCUGGAGCCCCACACCAGUGGCUGGGUGAAGCGCUACGUGGUGGUACGCCGGCCCUACGUCUACCUGUACCGCAACGAGAGGGACAAUGUGGAGCGCGCUGUCAUCAACCUCUCCUCUGCCCAGGUUGAAUACAGUGAGGACAAGCAGACUCUGCUCCGGACUCCAAACACAUUUGCAGUGUGCACUGAGCAUCGUGGAAUACUCCUCCAGGCCAGUAAUGACAAGGAGAUGCACGACUGGCUGUAUGCUUUUAACCCCCUGCUCGCCGGAACUAUCAGGUCUAAGCUCUCCAGAAGAAAGUCAGGCCCAAGGAUGUGAGAGAGAGGAACACACACGAGAGAGGAGGGAGAGGGGGGGGGGGGACAAAGAAAACACAAUCUCAAAGCUCCACUGACCCUCUCCUGUAUACAGCUCAUCUAAACAGCUCUCCCUGUCCUAACAGUGCUCCAUCCUGUCGCUGAUACUUCCCCAAACUGCACCAUCCCAGCUGAUGCCCUAUUUGAAGCCUCUUCCUGGUUACCUGGAACAUGCACAGUUUAAACUAUCCAUCAAAAGCCCUUAAUACCCAUGUAAGACUUAACUAACAACCCGACCCUGUGUAUUGGGGCUUACCCCUGCUGGCUGUAUUGUGCCUGGUUGUGACAUGCCCCAUUGUCAUGUGCACGUAAACUUUACCGUUAUCUAACAUGCUAACAGUCCCCAUAGGGUUUAUUCAAACAAAGAUAAACAUUAUAGUGUAUAAGUCUUAGUCCAAGUUGUUAUCAGUUCCAAUGGCCUGCUACUUACUACCGCCCCACUCUGACUGUACAUUAUACCCCAGAUCAAAACCACUCAUGUAUUUCUUAUAAACACUGUAGACUGAUAAGAAAAAUAUUAAUGGUGACAUGGUAUAUUCCCUUUUCUAGUCCUCUCAUAAGAGAUAUCUGUUUCUGUGUGUGUGUUCUCAUGUUAAAACAGCAUAUCCACAUUUACCUCAUGUUGAAAUGGCUGCCAGUCGCAAACUGGAACUCGUUGUCGUUGCAUCUGUUUUGUAUCCAAGGUUUUAGACAGUAUAGGAUGAACGUGAUAUAUCCAAGGUUUUAGACAGUAUAGGAUGAACGUGAUAUAUCCAGGUUUUAGACAGUAUACAGUGGGAUAGAACUGGGGUACUGUAAUAGUUGGAUAAUGUAAUGGACAGAUUAGGGUAAUGGGGAUAUGAUAGGGCAAUAGGAUGACUCUUUGCCUUCCAUGCUUGGAGAAUGGCGGGUUCACUGUGUUGACAUUUCAUAGUAACAUGUUUGUAGAGCAUUAGGCAAUAUAAUACGCCACCUGCCUGACUCAUAAUACGCCACCUGCCUGACUCACACUGGAGAGCAAUGUGUCCUUGACCAUUUACAUAUUCUUUGUGUAUGUACAUUAUUUAUUUGUUAUUUUAGUUUUAAUUUAUAUAUCACUGACCAGAUAAAUUUAUUUGUAUGGGAUCACUGACCAGUUUAAUGUAUUUGUGUGGGAUCACUGACCAGUUUAAUUUAUUUGUGUGGGAUCACUGACCAGUUUAAUUUAUUUGUGUGGGAUCACUGACCAGUUUAAUGUAUUUGUGUGGGAUCACUGACCAGUUUAAUUUAUUUGUGUGGGAUCACUGACCAGUUUAAUUUAUUUGUGUGGGAUCACUGACCAGUUUAAUUUAUUUGUGUGGGAUCACUGACCAGUUUAAUUUAUUUGUGUGGGAUCACUGACCAGUUUAAUUUAUUUGUGUGGGAUCACUGACCAGUUUAAUGUAUUUGUGUGGGAUCACUGACCAGUUUAAUGUAUUUGUGUGGGAUCACUGACUAGUUUAAUUUAUUUGUGUUGGAUCACUGACCAGUUUAAUUUAUUUGUGUGGGAUCACUGACCAGUUUAAUUUAUUUGUGUGGGAUCACUGACCAGUUUAAUUUAUUUGUGUGGGAUCACUGACCAGUUUUGUCGCAUGGCACUUUAUUGUUGCAUUAUAUUCUCUUGAGUUGAUGUCUGUCCCAUUCACUCAGUUGUUUUUAACCAAAGCAGUCCAAUCUAUUUAAAAUAGUGAAGAUAUCCUCUGUCAUGUAGACUUGAAAAAAUGUCUCCUAGGUUUUAGUGAGAUAUUAAUGUAAUAUCUACGAUUCUGCUAUUGGCCCUGAAUGUCUGUUUAUAAGUUAAAUAUUCCACAUGGAUACACUAAGAAUGGCUCCUCUCCAGCAAGAGGAUGUUUAUUGCCUUCUAUGGUGGUGGGUGACUUUGUGUUCUAUGGUGGUGGGUUGCUUUGCCUUCUAUGUUGGUGGGUGACUUUGCCUUCUAUGGUGGUGGGUGACUUUGCCUUCUAUGGUGGUGGGUGACUUUGCCUUCUAUGGUGGUGGGUGACUUUGCCUUCUAUGGUGGUGGGUGACUUUGCCUUCUAUGUUGGUGGGUUGCAGUACAUUGAAUAAUUUUAAAGAACCCUGUGAUUAUACUCUAUUGAUAAGUUAGUGGGAUGUUUUUGACCUUUUUUCCACCAGUCGAGUGGUCUGAAAGUGCAUCGCUAUGCACCAGGUAGUGCCUCCCUUUCUCCACUUUGCUCUCUCUCUUUCCUGUUUUUCAUCCAAUCCACACUUUAGUAUCAUUGACGUCCACCACAUCAGCUCAAUGUUACAUGUAUUGAAGCAAGAUUUUAUUUACUCUGAUGCUAUGAACCUAAUAUUGAUACCGUGUGUCCAUGUGAUUCUAUCCAUUUGGACUAAUAUGUGUACAGUCUAUAGGCUACACUAGCUUCUUGUGUAAAGUAGCAGCUAACCUCCUCUGCUUUGCUUUUGUAUAGCUGUUUUACAGCCUGAUGCUUGUGUCAGAAACCUAUACAGUAUGAACCUGUAGAUGUUAUGAAGUCGCACAUCCUGGGAACUUUGGCUGUGGUUUAUUGUCGCUGUGACCAUUCUUUUACACCCAGAUGACCACAAACUGCUAUCUGAAACGAGAGUAGUCCAAAGUGAAUCAAGGUGGAAUCACGACUGAAGCAAAGUGACUCUUCAGUGCCACCUUGGUCUAGCAGCCGUAGGAGAUGGACAAUUUCAAACUGAAGUGGCCUGUCGUCUCAUAGUCUGAGUGUUCUAUGCUUUUGUACGUCCUUUCGCUUUAUUGAAAACCAAGCGUUAGUGUUGUGUUUACCACAACAUCAUGUGUGAGUGCAGAAGACCAGCCAUGGCCAGACAGCCAAUUGGAUCAUGUCCUACGGUUGUUCCUGGUUUGUAUGGCGAGGUUCGUGUUUUUUGGUCAAACACAAUUCUCCCAUCUAACACACAGUGUUGGGUUUUUAUGCAUGCCUCAGGCCUGCCAACCUACAGAGCAUGCUCAGAUAGCCACAGAAAGGGAGCAACAUGCAAGACAUGGCAUACUCACACAUGAUGUUCCUCAAAUAAUAUUAAUAAGCACUUAUAUCCUCAAUUAUAAAGAUAUCUUCUUAUAUCCUUCCUACGAGGAAUACAUUGCGUAUAUACUGCAGUGCAAUAAUUGAGAGUUGAUUGGUUUCAGUGGAAAAUCACAUGGUUAUUUUUUUUCUGUUUCUAGAAUGCUGAAACUUAAAUACAACCUAUCACAAGAUAAAUACUAUGAACUAAUUACAUUUACAACCUAUCACAAGAUAAAUACUAUGAACUAAUUACAUUUACAACCUAUCACAAGAUAAAUACUAUGAACUAAUUACAUUUACAACCUAUCACAAGAUAAAUACUAUGAACUAAUUACAUUUACAACCUAUCACAAGAUAAAUACUAUGAACUAAUUACAUUUACAACCUAUCACAAGAUAAAUACUAUGAACUAAUUACAUUUACAACCUAUCACAAGAUAAAUACUAUGAACUAAUUACAUUUACAACCUUUCACAAGAUAAAUACUAUGAACUAAUUACAUUUACAACCUAUCACAAGAUAAAUACUAUGAACUAAUUACAUUUACAACCUAUCACAAGAUAAAUACUAUGAACUAAUUACAUUUACAACCUAUCACAAGAUAAAUACUAUGAACUAAUUACAUUUACAACCUAUCACAAGAUAAAUACUAUGAACUAAUUACAUUUACAACCUAUCACAAGAUAAAUACUAUGAACUAAUUACAUUUACAACCUAUCACAAGAUAAAUACUAUGAACUAAUUACAUUUACAACCUAUCACAAGAUAAAUACUAUGAACUAAUUACAUUUACAACCUAUCACAAGAUAAAUACUAUGAAUUAAUUACAUUUACAACCUAUCACAAGAUAAAUACUAUGAACUAAUUACAUUUACAACCUAUCACAAGAUAAAUACUAUGAACUAAUUACAUUUACAACCUAUCACAAGAUAAAUACUAUGAACUAAUUACAUUUACAACCUAUCACAAGAUAAAUACUAUGAACUAAUUACAUUUACAACCUAUCACAAGAUAAAUACUAUGAACUAAUUACAUUUACAACCUAUCACAAGAUAAAUACUAUGAAUUAAUUACAUUUACAACCUAUCACAAGAUAAAUACUAUGAACUAAUUACAUUUACAACCUAUCACAAGAUAAAUACUAUGAACUAAUUACAUUUACAACCUAUCACAAGAUAAAUACUAUGAACUAAUUACAUUUACAACCUAUCACAAGAUAAAUACUAUGAAUUAAUUACAUUUACAACCUAUCUCUGGGUUUCAUAUUGUGGAUCUGUUUUUUUAUUUAUUAACAUUUUAGUCAUUUAGCAGACACUUGUUUCCUGAGCGACUUACAUGAGCAAUUAAGGUUAAGUGCCUUGCUCCAGGUCACAUCUAUAGAUGUUUUUUUUCUCACCUUGUUGGCUCGGGGAUUCAAACCAGCAACCUUUUGGUUACUGGCCCAACGCUCUUAACUACUAGGCUACCUGCCAACCCGGUUGUGGUCAUCUUGGUGUGUGUCGUAUGCAAUUGUUUUAAAACUUUGGUGUACACUGGUAUGCCACUAUUUUGCCUGCUCGACCAAUGGAAGAAAUGAAAGCUUUAUUUAUGAAUUCUUGUUUCUAUUUGGAGGUGGAUUACGUGAGUAAGGAAUAUUAGGGCUAUUGAAUUGUCAUCCAAGUAUAAUUUAUUGUACUAAUCACAUCAUCAUUUAUCAUAUUAAAAAUGUACAGAAUGCAUAAGAUUGUUUGGGGGUUACAAUAUUAUCCCUCAAAAGAAGGAGAUGUUGUUUUGUUUGAAACUGUACUAUUGUCGCUUUAGCGUUUAGCGUCUACUAACUCUUAACUCUACUUCUUAAAACUAGGAUACUAAUUAAAACUAGGAUACUUCUUAAAACUAGGAUACUUCUUAAAACCAGGGUACUUCUUUAAACUAAGAUGCUCCUUAAAACUAGGAUGCUUCUUAAAACUAGGGCACUUCUUAACGCUAGGAUACUUCUUAAAACUAGGGUUCUUCUUACAGCUAGGAUAUAUGAAGUUCCAUCCUCAAGGAAGAAGUUAAAACGAUGCAUUUGAAGUUCCGUGAGCCGGCUAUAUAUACAAAUACAGAUGGAUUCUGUUACUGCUUUGACAGCUUUUUAUGUAGCAUUACAUUUCCUGGAUCCAAGCAUGUGGAUCUGCCUCUUCUUCACCCUGCUCUCUCUCUUUCCCUCACUGCUUUGCUAAUGACGCCCUAUCCCCCUCAGUGCAGCUUUGUAUAGAAACAGCCCCGUAUACUAAACGCCCGCCUAAAUGACUCUGCAUUGAACUUGUCAUUUGAUUGGCUCUUGUCUUGUCAAUAAUGAACCUGAUUGGCUGUGGUGGGUCCGAUCGCACAGAUGUAACCCCCGUUCCAUAAUAACUGGCCUGUGAUGUCAUCGCAGUGCUCACGUUAUCUUUUGAGUGUUGGAGUUCUAGUGUCUUCUAAUGUUUGUGGACACGUAAACAAUUUGUCAGAAUAAAGUGAAAUAAAUGUGGAACUUAUGCAACAUUU
This is a messenger RNA of Oncorhynchus kisutch (coho salmon), 11094 nucleotides long. RefSeq names its product kinesin-like protein KIF1A. Gene Ontology annotation, biological process: microtubule-based movement. The record is from RefSeq and is a predicted model, not a curated record. The transcript is spliced from 48 exons. Lineage: Eukaryota; Metazoa; Chordata; Actinopteri; Salmoniformes; Salmonidae. Gene Ontology annotation, molecular function: microtubule motor activity; ATP binding; microtubule binding. Bases 364 to 5529 code for a protein of 1721 amino acids.